CCCAUUCCUGCAUCCAUGCAUUGCAUGGUGGAAUAACAGGAGAACAGCUCAAAGGGUUUCAUGGCCCUUCAAAAAAUUGCUAGGCAUAAGAUAGAAACUUCUUCUUCUUCUUACCCUCAAUAAUCCCCAUCCACCCACAAGGCGCCCCUCCGCUGCGCUUUGGCUUGGCAACGCGGAGGGAGGGUCACGCAAUAAUACUCGAGGAAUUAAGAAGAGAUUUGAGGGAGGAGCAGCAUAAUUAAUAUGCCAUUGGCCUAACAAGAAGAUUUGGAUCUUGUUUACAGCAAAUUUUGAGGCUGCCCUGGCAGACGAUUUUGACAAUUAAUUAAGAAGAGAAGGUGCUUGCACACACACAUAAUAAGGAGUUAGCAGAGGUGAAAAGGGCAUGAGCACAAAGAUGAAGAAGGGAAUCCUAAGACCGUUCCGCUACAUCUCUAACAUGAUGGAUGGUAAGGAUGCACAGGAGAUGCAAAUUGGAUUCCCCACGGAUGUGAAACAUGUGGCACAUAUUGGAUGGGAUGGCCCCAGUGUCCCCAACAACAAUAAUGCUGCUGGAGCACCUACUUGGAUGAAGGAUUACCACUCGGCGCCACUGGACUCAGCCUCAUUUAGGAGUGACAGAGGGGGCUCUGCUGCAUCAAAUCCAUGGGCUUCUCAAGAAAUCGUCGUAGAUGGAGGAAGCCUAGGAGACACAUCCUUCAGAGAAACCCAAAGCGAGGCCGGCAGCAUGGACAUCACCGCCGGCGACUCCCCGCCGUCGCCCAACACCCGCCGGUCGAGGCGGCACCGCUCCCGGGGCUCCGCCGCGACGUCCUCCAUGGACUGCACGGGAACCGAGGCCGGCUCGGAGAAGAAGGAGAAGGCCAAGAAGAGCUCCCGCGGCAAGAACCGUAAGAAGGACAAGUCCGACAAGUCGGCCGCCGCCGGCGACGACGCGGCGGCCGCUGGCGCCACCUGCCAGGACCUCCCCGCCGUGCCCAAGAAGUCCAACCGCCGGAAAAACAAGGGCAGCUCGGAGGGCAGCGGCGCGUCCGCUCCAGCCAAGGACGCCGGCGCCGCGGCAGAGGAGUCGGCGGCGCCAUUACCGCCGGCGAUCGAAGAAGCUAAGGAUUGAUCAAAUUUUUUGGGAGACGACGAAACUAAUUAAUCUACUUCUCUCACGCUCCGGAUCGAGUGCUUCGGUUUAGGUGUGGAUGGUAUAACGGUUUAUAUAGAGUGCUCGGAUGCAAUGCAUGCAUGGCCAUGGCCGGCGUCCAUGCAUGCAUGGCUACACGUAUGUUUACGCGCCUUCUUUUUUGGCAUUCGGACAAGAAAAAAACUGUACUGGGGUGUGCACGCCCUAAUGCAUACUGAUCCUUUCCUCUCAAUAUUUUUUUUCUUUCUCUCUCGAUCUCUACUGUAAUACUAUUCGAUAUCGACAUUAUUUUUAUGAACACGCAUGCUGUCUUGUUCCCGGGCUGGUA
Messenger RNA from Oryza brachyantha (malo sina), 1463 nucleotides. Its product is annotated as CRIB domain-containing protein RIC7-like. The transcript has 5 exons. The record is from RefSeq and is a predicted model, not a curated record. Bases 386 to 1114 code for a protein of 242 amino acids. Lineage: Eukaryota; Viridiplantae; Streptophyta; Magnoliopsida; Poales; Poaceae.